Messenger RNA from Aspergillus steynii IBT 23096, 1203 nucleotides. Its product is annotated as putative sister chromatid cohesion protein Dcc1. Bases 1 to 1203 code for a protein of 400 amino acids. The transcript has 4 exons. Gene Ontology annotation, biological process: maintenance of mitotic sister chromatid cohesion; mitotic sister chromatid cohesion. Lineage: Eukaryota; Fungi; Ascomycota; Eurotiomycetes; Eurotiales; Aspergillaceae. The record is from RefSeq and is a predicted model, not a curated record. Gene Ontology annotation, cellular component: chromatin; nucleus; Ctf18 RFC-like complex.
AUGUCGACUCAAGCUGCGCGAAGCAUCCUAUUCACACAUACAUCCCCACAACAGGGAUUCAGGCUCCUAGAACUGCCCCCAGAUCUAGCAGAGCAGCUGUCGUCCAAAAACCCGCCCACUCUCGAACUAAAAUCCCCCUCCUCGUCUCUCUCCCCGGUCACGACCGACCCCGAAGCCCGCGAAUACGUGAACCUCUGCACCGCGACCCAGACCUACCGCAUCCGACAGGUCCAGUCCUCGAACUCGCUACUCGUCAUGCGACCCAGCGAUGGCGGCGCUCAGCGCGGAGACAUCAGCAUCGUCGGCGGGGACCAAGACGAGCUGAACCUCGUGGAGACGAUGACUUCGGUGUCGAAAUGCGGCUCGACGCUCGAGCUGCACACGCCCGCGGGCGGGUUCUCUGCGCUUCCGUCCCUCGAGCGGAGACUGCGCGUGUAUGACGUCGUGAGCAGCGAGAGGGAGUCGGAAUCGGAGGGCCACGCCGACGAGGAUCUCGAUCCGAUUGAGAGGCAGGAGGUGCUGUCGCGGGUCUUGGCGGAUGUUCCUGUGUCGAGGGCGCAGUGCGAGCAGGGCUGGAUCGAGCUGUGUGCGUUUGUGCUGCCGCGUGGGACGGAGGACGAUUUGUCGAGCUGGUGUUGGCGGCCGUCGUCGAGGGUGAAGGUCGAUGUGUGGAGAAGGGUUGUCGAGGGCUCGGUGCUCCAGGGCAUCGAUCUGGGGAAACAGUUUCUGGUGUCGGAUCUGUGGAGGUCGGUGCUUGAUGAAGGGGGCGAGGAGCCGUUUCCGCAGCCGUUGUUUGAGGCGGUGGUGAGGAGGGUUUGUGAAUCGGGGGUGGAGCGAGACCAGGUGCUGGCUGGGACGAAGAUGAAGUGGGCGAGUAUCGACAAGACUAGCUGCGCGCGUUGGGUCGGCGAGACCUGUCUGGAGGCUAUGGCGCCGACUACUACUUCUGCCAUGGCUCGAGAUGACUUCCUGAAGACAUGGCGAAACCAUCUGCCUGAGCCUUGGCAGGAUGAGGUCAAGCUCUCUAAGCUAACGGAAAACUCCUAUAAACAUCCCGAGCCCACCACUAUCUGCUUUGUCAACGAAACCGAUCGCCAAAAGGCGAAGAAGAAUGUCUCAACCGAUGCCAGCGCUGCAACGGCAGCCAAAAAGACCCGAAAUUGGCACGAACUGUUCAAAAACCAAAAGCGACAGAAACAGUAG